Messenger RNA from Penicillium diatomitis, 831 nucleotides. RefSeq lists its product as uncharacterized. Bases 1 to 831 code for a protein of 276 amino acids. Lineage: Eukaryota; Fungi; Ascomycota; Eurotiomycetes; Eurotiales; Aspergillaceae. The transcript has a single exon. The record is from RefSeq and is a predicted model, not a curated record.
AUGUCUUUCCUCGUCGUCCCCCUCCUCAAAUUCGGCGUCUCCAAAGCCAAAAAGCACCACGCUGCCAAAAAACAAGCCAAACAAGCCGACCAAUUCCAACAACCAGGCAACGCCUACAAUCACGGCCCCGAAGCUCCCAUCCACAUGGCCAACUACCCGGCCAACAUCGGACCCGGCGCAGACCUCCAUUUCCCACCUGCCGAAGCCCAGAUGAGCAAGCGAGCCAAGAUCAUGGCUAUCUUCACCGCUGGCCUGCGCUUCCUCCAGAUCGUCUUUGGAUUGACUGUUGUCGGGCUGUACGGACGGGAUGUGCAUCAUGACCAUGAGAAUGGGGAGUCAGCUCGAGCUAGAUGGGUAUUUGCGUUGACUGUGGCGGUCUUGGCAACGCUGACGGCGGGAGUGAGCUUUGGAGUUCCCUUGAUAAUGCGUUCGUUGAAGGGUGGUGCCGGUGCUGGCGUGGGCAGGUCCCAGUUACGACUUCCUCAGUUUGUGUGGGAGUUUAUCCUGUGUAUCCUGUGGUUGACCAUGUUUGGCAUCUUUGGAAAGAUGUAUAUCGGUGUCUAUCCGGUGACGACGCAUGGUGCGGACUCUUCGGGAAAGCGAGACACUGCGCAUGGAAGUGCGAAUAAUACGACGACGACAACAACACCUGCAAUCUCCCCGCUGGGAGACGCUGCAAAGAUCAAUCGAAUGCGCCAUGCCGUCUGGGUGGACUUGAUCAACCUCUUGAUGUGGGUCGCCACGGCGUCGUUCGUCUUGCUGCGGUGGUUGAAGAGUCGACGGGCUGCACGAGGAGACGAGAUGGAUGUUGAAAAGGACAAUCAGUUCUGA